Penaeus indicus is the source of this 366-nucleotide messenger RNA. RefSeq names its product partner of bursicon-like (gene Pburs). NCBI's taxonomy places the organism in Eukaryota, Metazoa, Arthropoda, Malacostraca, Decapoda, Penaeidae. Gene Ontology annotation, biological process: G protein-coupled receptor signaling pathway. Gene Ontology annotation, molecular function: neuropeptide hormone activity; G protein-coupled receptor binding. Bases 1 to 366 code for a protein of 121 amino acids. The transcript is spliced from 3 exons. Gene Ontology annotation, cellular component: extracellular region; bursicon neuropeptide hormone complex. The record is from RefSeq and is a predicted model, not a curated record.
AUGACACGCCCAUUUACGGUUGGAGCUUGUGUGGUGAUCACGGUGGCAGCGGUAGUGGUGGGCGGCCUCGCUGGUCCCUCCCGCGCCCACACCUACGGCUCAGAAUGCGAGACUCUUCCCUCCACUAUACACGUGGCUAAAGAGGAAUUCGACGACGCAGGACGCCUUGUCAGGACCUGCGAGGAGGACCUGGCUGUGAACAAGUGCGAGGGCGCGUGCGUGUCCAAAGUGCAACCCUCCGUCAACACUCCUUCGGGAUUCCUGAAGGUGCGUCUUUUGUCAUAUUCUGUUCAGCGACCACGUGGUCAAGGGAACGACUGCCUAACGAGUUCAAGAUUGAACCCUCAGAAUUUGUGUAGAGUUUAA